Messenger RNA from Colletotrichum lupini, 558 nucleotides. RefSeq lists its product as uncharacterized. Bases 1 to 558 code for a protein of 185 amino acids. Lineage: Eukaryota; Fungi; Ascomycota; Sordariomycetes; Glomerellales; Glomerellaceae. The transcript has 4 exons. The record is from RefSeq and is a predicted model, not a curated record.
AUGACCUCAUACUCACCUCCAACGGAAACCUUCUGGAAGGUUGCGCAAGGUAUGUUCCUUCUCCGCCCCCAUCCGCCGGAUGUCAACCCGAGAGCGCUUACCUACCCUCUGGAAGUCUGGACCUGGAAGAAGAGAUGCACAACCCUUGGCCGCCCCCUCCCUGCUCCCCCCAGUCCGCCUCUGCCGCCGCAAGCCGACUCGUUCCCCCCCGCGGCGCCCCAUCCGCUUGACCAUGCUUCGGGCUCGCACAUCCGUCUACCUUACGCUACCUUGAAAGUUUACCUUUCGUUGGUUCAGUCUAGGUACAUCUGCCCCGGGAAUAAGAGCACAUGGUAUAGCAAGUGCUGGUUUGUUCCCGGAGGCGUAUGGCGUGUGCGAGUUGUCGGUUGCUGGUCGCAAUCAAACAAGGUUACGCAACCUUUGACGGAUAGUGUCGAUCUGGGGCUUGAGGUACCUAGCCAUCCGCCAUCCACACUCUCAUUAACGCAAGUGCAGAAUGCAAGUUUGGCCCCCGUUCCCUUCCUUGAGAGAGCAGCCGGCAUGAACAUUGGCACAUAA